AUGGCAGACUUUGAAUAUGUAUCCAGGUCCGAUGCGACAACGACAACAGCUCUGCAGCCCCCCCGCGAUUUCAGUUACCAUUUCUCAAGGGUGACUUUGGCCAGGAAAGAGAGUCAGGUCAAGGAAUUCUACAAGUAUUUCCAGAUUCCCGGGAUUGGGAAUCUUGCCGGUGGCCUUCCAAAUGCUUCUCUUUUCCCCUACGAUACACUCGAGGCCCAGAUUGCACAGCCAGAACGGUUCGAACCCACUCCCAACGACCCCAAUUCCCUCUCCGAGAAACUUGCUUCAACCUCCCUCAAGACGCCUGAUACCAGCGCCUCUGCCCAUCUGACCAUCCCCCAUCUCUCCGGUAUCAAGAACCCGCUCCAGAAAAUCGAUCUGACCACCGCGCUGCAAUAUGGGACUGCACAGGGUUACCCGCCCUUAUAUUCCUUCCUGCGCCAAUUCACACGCGAGAACCUCCAGGUCAACGUGCCGUAUCUCGGCGGGCCGGAAAUCAUCCUCACGUGUGGGAACACGGAUGGAUUUUCCAAGACGAUUGAAGCCUUCACUAACCCGUGGAGUGAGGAGCGCGAUUGGAUCCGGGAGAGACCGGCCAUCUUGUGCGAGGAAUUCACGUUUAUGAACGCCCUGCAAGCGGCGACACCUCGCGGAGUCCAAGUUGUACCAGUGAAGGUCGAUCUGGAGGGCAUGCUUCCUGGUGGACCAGGUGGCUUAGAGGAUGUCUUGGAGAACUGGGAUGAGAGUAAGGGCAAGCGACCACAUCUUAUGUAUACCAUAACAAUCGGCCAAAACCCCACAGGUGGAACUCUCUCUGUCCAACGCCGCAAGGAGAUCUACGAUAUCUGUAGCAAAUACGAUGUCAUGAUCAUCGAGGACGACCCCUACUGGUACUUACAAUUCCCUUCUGCCCCCACUCUAGAAGCUUCAGCCCGCGGUCUCCCCCCGCCAACAACCUCAGCACACACAUUCGAUAAGUCCUCUGGAUUCCCCUUCCUCGACAGUCUAGUACCCUCCUAUCUAAACGUCGACACCGAAGGUCGCGUGAUCCGGCUCGACACCUUCUCCAAGACCGUCGCGCCCGGCUGCCGUCUCGGCUGGAUCACCGCACAACCCGCGAUCAUCGAGCGCAUCCUCCGCAUCACUGAGACCUCGACCCAGCAGCCAUCCGGCUUCGUCCAAUCCAUGAUCGCCGAACUAAUCAUGGGCCCCCAACCCUCCGCGACCCGAGCACAGUUCGCAAGCCGGUCCAAAGCCAGCCAGCCCACCUUCACCGGCUGGAAAGUCGACGGCUGGGUGCGCUGGCUCGAGGGUCUCCGCGGCGUGUACGAGCGCCGCAUGACGCGCAUGUGCACGAUCCUCGAAGCCGGCCGCCACCAGCUCAAGCAAGGCACGCCGCUCAAAGCCAGCGAGAGCGAAUGGGCGGUGAUCUCCAAGACCACCAUGUACAGCUUCGCGUGGCCGCGCGGCGGCAUGUUCCUGUGGGUGCGCAUGCACUUCGACACGCACCCGCUCGCGCGCUGCAUGCCGGGCCCGCGCCUCGCCAACGCGCUCUUCCUCUUCAUGACGCUGAAACCGCACCUGGUGCUCGUCUCGCCGGGUCCCAUGUACAGCUCGACGGACCAGGUGCGCGACGAGCGCGGCUGGCAGUACUUCCGCUUGUGCUUCGCGGCCGAGACGGAAGAGGAGGUGGAUGCCUCGUCGACGCGGUUCGCGGCCGCGGUCGCCAAGUUCUGGGAGAUUAGGGAUAGGCGCGAUAUUGAGGAUAUCGAGACGUUGGGUGGGGUUGAGGGGGUGCAGGCUAGGCAGGGCUUGGGGAUGGGUAUGGGGUGGGGGUGUUAG
Messenger RNA from Amorphotheca resinae ATCC 22711, 1842 nucleotides. RefSeq lists its product as hypothetical. Bases 1 to 1842 code for a protein of 613 amino acids. NCBI's taxonomy places the organism in Eukaryota, Fungi, Ascomycota, Leotiomycetes, Helotiales, Amorphothecaceae. The record is from RefSeq and is a predicted model, not a curated record. The transcript is spliced from 3 exons. Gene Ontology annotation, biological process: biosynthetic process. Gene Ontology annotation, molecular function: pyridoxal phosphate binding; transaminase activity.